Messenger RNA from Daphnia pulex (common water flea), 1118 nucleotides. RefSeq names its product glycine-rich cell wall structural protein 2-like. The transcript is spliced from 6 exons. Gene Ontology annotation, cellular component: extracellular matrix. NCBI's taxonomy places the organism in Eukaryota, Metazoa, Arthropoda, Branchiopoda, Diplostraca, Daphniidae. The record is from RefSeq and is a predicted model, not a curated record. Bases 48 to 920 code for a protein of 290 amino acids.
AAAAGGUGGUCGGGUCCGCAGGUUUUAAUUCAAUCACUUAACAACGGAUGUCCAGAGCAGUUGAGGAUAAAGCCACCAUGUUAUUCUAUUGUUUCCUCGCUGUUGGAUUUGCGGCCGUGGUUCAGGCUGGAUUACCCGAAGCUGGUGGAUUUCGGUACGCCGUGAACGAUUUCAACGGAAAUGAGCAAUCUCACCAGCAAAAUCGCGGACCAGGCAACGCCGUUAACGGCCAGUACAAGGUCCUUUUACCAGAUGGACGUUUACAGACGGUUACCUACAUUGCAGACGAAGGUGGUUACCGGGCUAAAGUAGACUACACUCCCGCUGCUCCCGGAGAGGCCACGACUGCUGGCAAAGGAUUACCUUUACCAGCCACUUCUCGAUUUUCUAGCGUGAUUGGCAAUGGAUACGUAUCCGGUGUAGGAGGAGGAUUUGGGGCAAGCGCUUUCGGUGCCGCGCCUUACGGAGCUGGAGCCAUCGCAGCAGGUGCUUUGGGGGCUGCUGGAUCGUACGGAUCUGGAUUUGGCUUCGGUGGCGCCAGCUACGGCGGGAUGUUCAACCAAUUCUCUGGCGGAUAUGGAGCUGCUGGAUUUAGUGGAGGAGCUGGAUAUGGCGGAAGUGCUGGAUAUGGCGGAGGGGCUGGAUAUGGCGGGGUCGCUGGAUAUGGCGGAGGGACUGGAUAUGGUGGGGUCGCUGGAUACGGCGGGGCUGCUGGAUACAAUACAGGAAGUUACGGAGGAUUUGGAGGCGGCAAUAAUUACGGAGCCGGAGUAUCCGGGGGCUAUGGGUAUUCAUCUCCGAUCUUUGGAGCUUUGGGAUACAACCCGAUUGGACAUUCUUCCGCUUCUCCGGCCGGAUACUCGUACGGCUAUUCAACGCCUUUCUCCCAAGUCUAUUCAUACAGCAAUAUCUUGGGCUAGAGGUUUAUUACUAGAUAAUAUCCUAUACACGAAACCCUAUCAACUUGAUUGAUCAAAUAACCCAGACAUAUUAUUCGCAAUAAGAUGCACCUGCAUUCUUAAUUCCAUUUUUUUUAAACAAUGUAUAAACCGCAUUCUGUAUAAAUACCAAUCGCGAAACGUUUUACGGUAUUCACUGAAUAAAGAAUUUUGAGCAUA